GAAGUAUAGAUUUGCAUAUGAGGUCCUAAAUUUGGUGGAGUCGUGACCAAAGGGGGACGACAAGCAUAGAUAACCGUUUUUCAAUCUUUGUCCCAUGUGUAGUAGCACAACCAUUCUCUUUGUGGGAAGUUAAAUGAUGUUCUUGCGCUCAAUACUCCGUUCUAGGAAGCCAAUACAGGCUACAAUUGCUGAUAGCCCAGCCGAUAUCCUAAGAUCAAGAAUCCUGGAGCGAGAACGGUUCCGGCAGAGGCGUAGAAAUCCUAGCCAUGAUGAGUUCUUCGUUCAAGUGCCAGAAUCCUCUAGUUGGCUGGACACUGCAACCAUGCCAAUGAUCCUCACUGCAGUUGCGAUUGCCCUUUUUGCCAAAGUCCUCAUGAUGUAUGAUGAAACCAAAGCCCAAGAAAGGUUAGAGCGUAAGAUAGCAAAAGCUCCUCCUGAACAAGGAACAGUCAGAAUGCUUACUCGUGAAGAGUGGGAUGAAAUCCAGGAAAUUAGGCCAAGGACCCCUUUCGAGUCUGAGCUUGCUCGCCCUAAUGCUCGCAUAAGAACUGGAGAGCCGAUUCACUUUGAGGAUUUUAAAGACUGGGCUACUGAUGUAUUCACUCAUGCUCUUACCAAAGCUGAAGAAAUUGUAAAGCAGAGGCAUGAGGUCACUCUUGGUUACCGUCGGACCGUUCUAUAUAAAUGUUCCAUAGGGGGCUCAGGAAGCUAACUUGGUGAAGCAGUGAAACUUCUUUUUGGCUUGGAGUUGCUGCAGAAUGCUUUUCUUUAAAGGAAAUGAACUGCAGACCUGCUUCGUAUGGCAGGUCUAUAUAAUUUUCUCUUGCUAUUUCUUCAAGGCUUCGUUUAGGACAACAUUCUUUAUGCUUCUUAAAAUAGCUUUGUAAUAUAAAAUUUUUAAUUUGUGUACUAAAAAUCUGCUUUAUGAAGCAACAAGAAAGCCAUCUCAAACGAAAUCUAAAUCGGGAUAAGCAGUCGCGGUCUUAGCGGAUGGAUGCAUGGCCAUUGGAUUUACUCCAAUGACAACAAUUAACACCCUUAUGAUUUAUAAGGGCUCACAAAUGACCUAAACCUAGAUCUUUAGCCAUUUUUAUUUUUAUCCAAUUAUCUCUCACCCUUGGGUCUCAGCCUUUCAAUUGAUUUCUUCUCUUCUCAUUCAUCACAUUUCUAUCUCUGUUGUUCUUUACCUUAGCUACUUUCUAGCCCCCCUCUCUUUCUCUCUCUUGUGAGUCACAUGACUCACAUCUCUUUUUCUCUCAUGUAUCAGCUAUUGCCUCUCUUAUUUUGAUUAAUGAUGCAAAGGUGUUGAAGAUU
This is a messenger RNA of Dendrobium catenatum, 1314 nucleotides long. RefSeq lists its product as uncharacterized. The transcript has 5 exons. Bases 134 to 712 code for a protein of 192 amino acids. The record is from RefSeq and is a predicted model, not a curated record. NCBI's taxonomy places the organism in Eukaryota, Viridiplantae, Streptophyta, Magnoliopsida, Asparagales, Orchidaceae.